Molecule: messenger RNA, 6508 nt
Organism: Orbicella faveolata
Lineage: Eukaryota; Metazoa; Cnidaria; Anthozoa; Scleractinia; Merulinidae
Product: rho GTPase-activating protein 6-like
Biological process (GO): signal transduction
Source: RefSeq, a predicted model, not a curated record
AGUUGUACCGCUUGUUAUAUUUCGUGAUCGGCUUUUGGCCAUGGCUAAUGCAUCAGCGGUGACGGUUAACGCGCAAGAGAGAGCGUGCGCCCAGGCAUCGGCAAUUUUGAAACGAGAAAGAAACUAGAGAAAUUGAAACAAUCGGGAAUUCUGGCAGCCGUGCUAGUCAUCUUUAAUAUUGAAAUAUCUUUAAGUCCGCGCUCAUGCUUGGUGAAGUGUUUUGAUCACACUACUUCGUAAUGUGCAUUUUCCUACGAGUUUGAUAUGCCCUCAACAAUGUUUUCUCCUCUUCACUCCAUGCAUUUGGAUAGGAAAGUUAAUAAACUAGGCAAACAACGAGAGACAGAAAGUCGUUCGAAACAGACAGACAUCAAAAUCGUGUUUUAUAAGAAAUUUGAGUUCGAGCCAAGUUAACCACGAUGUCCACUUAAAGUAAAAUAUAAUGUUACGGUACAGACAGCCUACAAUUGUAGCACGGUAAAAAUUAUUGCUGGAAACUUGAGAAGGCAACAAAAAUUGAACUAAGGGCGUCGAAAGGAUGUCUGAAAACUCAGUCUAGAGCACUGAAUUUCUACCUCAUAGUUAGGCCAGGUCGCAGAGAUCGUAAAAUUUAUUAAAUGUUGACGAAGACAGAAAUUUUGUGACACUUGAAGGCUCGACUAAUGUACUGUAACUGAUCCGCCAUACGGAUUUAUCUAAGACCUCUCGUAAAAAUUCACAAGAAUCGAUCGAGAAGUCAGUGGUAAAAUUAGCUAGUAAAAUGUUUGUUAAAGUUGGUUUAUCUUCCGCUGAGCCGAGCACGUUCGGCACUAAACAAACAACGAAAAGCAAACUCAAACAAACCUCUACUUUGAUCGUGCAGUAAUUUGCGUGAAACGUGACGUUCUCACAAGGAAAAGGAAACGACAAAAAAGAAAAGGAAACAUUUAAAAGGACGUAAAACUUUGCAGCGCAAACGGAAUGUUAAUUUCUUAAUAACACUGCUUCCUGAAAGUUUACUUUUCUACCGAGAACAAGUGAUUUACGAUGAGCGUAUGGUUUAAAACUACACAAAGUAAGAUUGUCGCAUACUAACGUAGACAGAUUCACAUAAAAAACGAUACAAAAAGGUAUUAAAAUAUGCCGUGAUAAGACUUAAAACAAAUCUUGCAUAAUCCUGCAAAGCUUUUAUUUGUUUUAGCUGAAACUAUUAGACAUUGGUACGUGAAGAGCGAAGGAAUUUGAAUAUUAAGUACAUAGCACAAAAAAUUCUUGAAAAACAUAGGUUUGAAUUGUUUAAGAAUUAGACGUCCUUUUUAUGAGUUUAUCAAUGUUGAUUUGAAUAACGUUCGCUCCCUUCUUUCUUCCCUUUCUGCCCCUUACCUUCUACCACAAACGGUUGAGCAAUUUUUUAACAGGUGAAUAAAUCACACAGGUCUGUUCUUUCGACAAAGUUGUUUUACUCUCGUGUCGCUUGCGCGCCGCAUAAUUGGCCUAUUAUUCCAAGGUACUAUUGUGUCGAAUCUCUGACGAGGACGACAAUUAGGAUUCAUCGAGAUGUGAAGUGAAGUCUACGCCAACGAAUAGUAUAUAGCCUCCGGUUAUCGCAGCAAAACAAAGACCCGGCGCACGGCUUGCAAAUUCUUAUCUCACAGUUACGUCAAUUCCUCGCCGCUGACGACUUUGUGAUUACAGGUCCCCCAGGGUAUACGAAAACAAACUUUAUUUGGCCAAGUUUGCAAAGCCGUUGGAAAAACCUUCGCAAUUUUUAGAAGUGACUUUUUUGCAACCGACAAACUCCACAGGUGGGGGGUAAUUGGGAAUCAGUGAGCGAUGGCAAUGCACGCUAUUGUAUGUCUGGUAAAUACAAACCUAUGAAAUAACUUUAAACGUCGGCCGACAGGCAAGGGGGCUGGCAACGCAGCGUUAUCACCCGCGGCCAUCAAGCGAAGCUGCCAAACGAAUGGCCUAUUUGGUUGGCUUGUUUACUCGGCAUUCUUUCCCUCUGUGUACUCAAUCAGCUUUGUAAAUCAGAGCUUUUUAACUUCGAAGUCUGUCGUUGAAGUUGCUCUGCUUGUCAUUAAUUGUUAAACACGGUGCUUGCUUGCUAUGCGCGGCAAAAUACAAUGGAAUAGGCUUUUCGCGCGUGACGUCAUCUGCGAUUGUUCGGCAGCCAAUCGGGCACGGGCCUUUAUUGAUUUCAAUUAAUAGGAUCUGCCCCCGCGUCAAUCAAUGACUGAUUAGCAACUCACUCACAGCCAGCUACACACUGAAUACUCAAUUCCAUUAGAACAUGCGAAUAAGAGGCAAAUCAUGAAAGUUUACUUGAGGUCCGACGCGUACCGAAGAGCUCGGACAUUGCGGGUUCGUGCCAAGGAUGUGACACUAUACGGUGCGAAGGGAGAAUAUUAACCGCUAGGAUAUUCAUGGUACUAAACGCCUGCGAGAACGAGUGGGCAACAGAAUCGGAGGAGAGGGUUUCGCCAUCUUGCAGGACUGCAACCCAAUCUCCGAGAGCCAUGAACGAAUCAACCAACAGUGCGAGAGGGCAGCGUAAAUACCGGAACAUAAGUCCCGCUUAUGAGGCCGAGGUCGUCGAGCAAAGCGAAGGCGACACGAGGCUACGAUCGCCGAAUUCUAUGGGUACGCAGAGAGAGGAUGCCGGGGAUUCGAGCGAAGUGUCUCCGAGGGUCGAGAUCGACGGGUCUCCUUCGGUUGGACAUAAAAAGAAAGGGCUGCAAAAGCUUGCCUCGGGAGCCAUCGCCAACAUCGGAUCUGUUUUUAGGGGGGGUGCGAAUGGGGAACUAGAGGGUCGAAGUGAGCCAAGCGCAGUUAGAUCUUCUAGGAAUGCAACUAAGGUCCCCUUUAACACUCACGAUCUUGCUCUCGACUCAGAUCCUGGCAUGCAGGAAAAGCUGUCGCCGCCGCCAUCGUCGUCGUCUUCGCAAAAAGAGGGAUUCUUUCAAAAGGCCUGGCGAAACCGGCUGAAGGUGAUACCCAACGCUGGCAAUGCCCUGUGGAUUCCUCAGGAGGACUGCACCUGGAGUUCUAUCGAAGGACGAAAAGUACAGCUCACCAACACUCAACUAUCCGCGCUCUCUGUGCCGGAGUGUAUCGCCCUUCAAAGAGUGGCUCAAACCCGGUUAAAGCAAUUGAAUCUUAAAUGUCACGUAACAAUCCCCAAAGACCCACGAACUCAAAGGAAGUCUCUAAAGAGAGCGCUAUCAUGGAAGACACGGAACUCUGGAUCAAGUCUUUUUGAUAAAGACAAAGAUAAAGAAAAUGGUGUAUUUGCAAUACCUCUACACAAGGCUGUCACAGCACAAGGCACCCCAGAUUCUAUUGAACCUAAAAAACCUCAAAAGAAUCUUAAAGAAGGCACACCAUCAAUAUCAUCAACAACCUCUGCUGGAACUCCAGAGGCACCUGAUGACUCGCCUAGAGUCAGACGGCAUUCAUCAGGAUCAAGUCUAUCACAGAGUUCAAGAUCAUCUGUGGAGAAUUCAAGUCCAAAUACAGAUAACAAGACUUCCUCAAAUAAAGACCAACCUUUAGAAUCAACGAGUUGGAAAUCUCGACUUAUUGAGGCACUGACACUUCUGUCAUCGUCUGCCUCUGCAUCUUGUUUGAUGGACAAACAGUCAAUGCUCAGUCCCUCACCGCCUCAAGUUCCACCAAUCGUCUUACAAGCAAUUGAACAUCUUCAAUCAUAUGGUCUGCAUGUUCUUGGAAUUUUUAGAGUUGGAGGUUCAAAGAAGCGAAUGAAACAAAUGAGAGAUCAGUUUGAUUCUGGAGAGAAGACAAAGUUCACAGAAGAAGACAACCCACAUGAUGUAGCAGCAUUAUUCAAGGAAUACUUCCGGGACCUUCCAGAGCCACUACUUACUCGAGACUUGUACUCUGCCUUCUUAGAAACACAAACCUUUGGCGAUCCAAAUAUACAGAUAACAGCUCUCCGUCUGCUAUGUUGCUUGCUGCCAAUUCCUAACAGGGACACAUUAAAAGUACUCUUGGAAUUUCUGGCUGAAGUAGCACAAUGUGCAGCAGAUACCGUUGAUGGCAAAGGGAAGGAAAUUCCUGGAAACAAAAUGACUUCCCAAAACCUAGCAAUCAUAAUUGGACCAAAUAUUUUGCACAAGGUUAAAGGACAGCAUCACGACUUUCUAGUAGAAGACAAGGCUCGUGCGGACGAAAGGAGAGAAAUUAUAGACGUUGUACAAGACAUGAUUGAACAUCACAGCCAGUUGUUCGAGAUCUCAGCGGAAAUGCAUCACGACGCUCUCCUUCAACUUCUGGAAAGUGAACCUGAAAUGGUCGAUUACAUUUUGAGAAGGAAGUUGUUACGAACUCACGGUGCCAGCUCUGAUUUGGAAGAUGACCCUUUCGCUUUUGAAGGAGCAGACAAAACAGAGACAUCAAUAAGAGGGCGUGUACAAUCCGCGGGAGCGGCAGAACGUUCCGCAAGGCGCUUGUUGCACGCGCAUGGAUCGCGCCCACUCGAUGACACGAACUGGCGCACGAGACAGCCACCACCACAUUCAAUAACACGCAGCAGUAGCGACAAAACAAAUUACGGUUCGGUAUUUCCUAUACGUAGUUACUCUUUUAAUCAAGAAGACUCAAGACAUUAUCGCGAGCACACGUUCGGCCGUCAGUUAUCUUCACCCGCGGACGAUAACUUGUCGCCAGUCACUUACAAUUCUAAUUACAAACUAACCAAGCGCAAGACGCCACCGUUGGCGCGCUCGUUGUGCAGAUACGACGGCUCCGCCCUCGAGCAGCCUCCAUCACCUGCUCUGUCUUCAAGGUCGCCUUCGGUGUCAUAUUCAAACUAUUCCACGCCUCCUUCUUCUCCUUCGGGAUCUACUGCUUUUGCAUCUGCGGAAUCUAGCUCUUCGUCGCCGAUAACGGGCCGAACUUAUGUGAUGGACGAGGGACCGACGAUAACCGAAUGGACGAGCUUUCAAACUGAAGUCGAUGUCGAGUUAGCUCGGGAAGACGACGAGUACACUCGAAGACAAACUUUCGAUUCUCGGACUUUCAAUCUGUCAGACUGGCAACGGGAAAAUUGGUUCCAAUGGGAGUCUCUCACUCAACAGAACAGCAGCCAAAAGGACUUCCUGGAGCAAGAAACGUUAGUGUAGCAAUUUUGUGGUAGAAAAUUCUUUGUUAGCUGUCGAGUGGUAUAAGAAAGUGUUCGGUAAUGAAACCCUUCUAAUGAAACAGUCGGGGGAACAAGUGCCGUUUGCGGUAAAUUUUCACUGACGAACCAGAGGAGUCUCCGAUUCUUUAUGUCGCUGGGACAACUAUGGUAGCAAAGACUGCGGGCUCAACUGGUACUUCAUCCCCCGACUGUUAGUUAGCUGGAGAUUUAAAAAGAGGUUGACACUGUAUAACAUCGUGGUGAAUCGCGGUUAUAGCAUUUAUUUAUGUAAAAAAAUAAUAGGAAAAAAGAGUGGCCUUCUAUUCUCGAGUUGGGGUAGAAGAAAGAUGAAAUUCAUACAAAUCUACACUGCGUGUAGACGCUACGAGUAAAACCGACAUCGGUGACCUUCCUUCCUGUUAUAGAAGGUAUAAAUAUGAUUAAGUUUGCGACCAUACGAUACAUGUAGAGGAGAAGGAAAACGCCCCUCCCUUAGAGUAAGAAAGUCCGCUGUAUGGACGUCCUCGUCAAGUUCCGGAAGAUCUUCGGAAAAGAUCCGACUACAGUCAGUGAUCUUCGGAAGGUCUUCGUUUAUAACUUCGGCUAAUCCUCUAUUUAGUUUGAUGUUCUGUUAUGGGUCGGAAAAUCGAGUGGUGUAUGCUAGGAGAAAUGCAACUGAAACUACCUUGAUCCAUAGUAUUUUCAAACAAUAGAAGCUGUUAUUUUCUUAAUACUUUUCCGAGUCAGAGAAAGCAGACAUGAGAUGUCUUUAUUCAAUCGACUUCAAAAUUUCAUAUGAGCACCUGGCUCCACGCAGAUUCGUUCAGUGCUUCUGAUUGGUUUGAUAAUUAGCACGAAAAUUCAAGACUAACCAGUCACCAACUAGAGAUUCUACUCUCUCCGUAGAGCUAUCUUAUUAGACAUAUUCAUAUUUGCCUGCUGGCAUCAUCUUAUCUGAUUAUGUUGAAAUUGUACGCUUCGCGAAUUAGUAAACUAUGAAAUUCGUCAAAAUUAUAGCUAAAAUUACGAGAAGCUUGCUUCUUAGUCCUCCGUAGUAAACUAUCGAAAAUUGCUAGUCCAUUCUUUAUGAACAAGACUAUUAUUAGUAUUAUUGUACUUGUACAAUAAUAACAUGGGUAACACUGAAACACGGCAAACAACGGACUAAAUAUAGAGACUUAUAAAUGCUUUAAAGGCCAAAAUAGCGAGUUUUAUUGCGUAAAGUAGGUGUUUUUCUUAGUGAUAAUUUAGUCCGGUUUGCAACUCGUUUCACGUAUGCAACUCGAAAGACAAAAAACCUUUAUAUGCAUAUUAUUGGAAUAUAUACUUUGUGUACAUUAUGCUUCCAAUAGGUGAUAUUUUAUAAUAAAUACUUUAUGAGAGAGA